Cricetulus griseus (Chinese hamster) is the source of this 1146-nucleotide messenger RNA. The record is from RefSeq and is a predicted model, not a curated record. Lineage: Eukaryota; Metazoa; Chordata; Mammalia; Rodentia; Cricetidae.
AUGGAAGAAAACUUCCUCAGACCAUGGAAGAAGAAGGUGCCCUGCAAUGUGAUACAGGCAGAACCUGACAAGCUUAACUCAAGCUGUGCUUUAGCCAUCCUGACACUCUUCUUAGAUUCACUCUUCAUUGCAUGCCCAUCUUUCCUGCUCUUGGCUCAUGACUUUUACAAGCUCUUGCUUAAACAGACAGCCUCCAAUGUGUCAACACUGGUCUUUUUAAACAGUCCCCACUUUGUCUUCUUCCUAUUCCCCCCAGCCGAGUUCCCCUCCGCCAAAAAAAACUUGCUCAAAGGCCACUUUCGGAACUUCACUCUCUCCUUUUGCGACACCUACACGGUCUGGGACUUGCUGCUUGGCAUGGACCGCCCAGACAGCCUGGACUGCAGUCUGGACACCCUGCUGGGGGACCUGCUGGCUGUAGUGGCCAGCCCAGGCUCCGGGACCUGGGAGGCAUGUAGCAACUGCAUAGAGGCGUACCAGCGACUGGACCGACAUGCUCAGGAAAAAUAUGACGAGUUCGACCUCGUGCUGCAUAAAUACUUGCAGGCAGAAGAGUACUCUAUCCGGUCCUGCACGAAAGGCUGCAAGGCUGUCUACAAGGCCUGGCUGUGCUCAGAAUACUUCAGUGUGACCCAGCACGAAUGCCAGCACUGGGUGCCCUGCAAGCAGUACUGCCUGGAGGUGCAGACCCGGUGCCCCUUUAUCCUCCCUGACAAUGAAGAAAUGGUAUAUGGAGGCCUCCCUGGCUUUAUCUGUACAGGGUUGCUGGAUACUUCACCAAAGCGGCCGGAAACCAAGUGCUGUGACGUGCAGUGGGUCUCCUGUGAGUCGGAGAAGAAGAAGUUCAAGGAAUCUGAGCCCCCCCAAACCCACCACCAGCAAUUCCACCAUUCCUAUUUCCACCACUACCACCAACAGUACCACCACUACCACCCCCGCCAUGAACCCCCGAGCCGUGUCAGCAACAAGCCCUCCCUGCUGCCGGUCUCUGGGGGCUCCUGCCUCAGUCCCAGCAGGAUCCGGCUCUGUGUCCUUGUUCUUAUGCUCCUCCAUACCGUGGUGUCCUUCUCCAGCAGCCAGGGUGGUGGGGGACUGGGACUGGAGACACUGCCUGCCCUAGAGGAGGGCUUGACACAGGAAGAGUGA